AUGGAUAUCACGUGGGCAACAAACUUGCCGCUCAAAAUAACAGUCGCUCGGGAAUCAAAGGACCCAAGUCGUCCGUCAGACCAGAAGAUUUACUACACAUCGACGAAGUUGCUUUCAUUUUUGCCCGUUACAGUCAAUCAAACACGCCAAUUUUUCAACAGGGAGAAGGAAACACCUGUCUGGUUCUCUUAUCAAGGAUCUGCGAUAAGGUGGCAUCUUCCCGUUGGGCUUUUACUCGACCUCUACAAUGUAUCCACUGAUGUUUGGCCUAUUGAAGUCAAUUUCUCUCCAGUGCCCCCUGAGAUUGAAGACCUUUCUAUGUCACUACUGGAGUCGAGCUUCUGCAUGUCGCUAAAAGAAGCGGACCAAAUCCGCUCACGCUCCGAAAGAAUCAACCUUUUCCAAAAACAAGACUUCAAACGCCUCUGGAACGCGAUACAAAACUCAUCACUCGAGGAAUGGCGCUCGGUCGCCAAUCAACUUCUUCGCAGCAAAAACGGCGAUUUUAAAAUCCCAGUAAAAUUUCACUAUGACAACACGUACUUCCAAAACCCCACGGAAGUUGAGGACACUGUGCAAGCUGCUCUUGAAAAAGCCUUGGCAGGGCACCAAUUCAGCCCAGAAAAUUUCAAAGUCGUUUUGCUCGGCACUGAGCUAGCAGCAGACAUGCCUUUGCGCGAGCUUUCGGACUUUUCUUAUCCCGAUACUUUUCUUCAUCUUGUACUUCAAAGAGCGUAA
Molecule: messenger RNA, 738 nt
Organism: Oikopleura dioica
Lineage: Eukaryota; Metazoa; Chordata; Appendicularia; Copelata; Oikopleuridae
Source: the annotation of a GenBank genome assembly